GACGUAGUAUUUUUCAAUAUCUUCCUGCUGGAGCAUAUGAGAAUCGCAUUGAAUUCGAAAAUGCAAGAAAAAAUAAGCAAAGAAACUAUGCUUUAAAAGAAUUAUCUAAGUUAAUUCAAAAAAAAUGUGAUCGUGUUGAAGGUAUUUUUGCUCGAUAUGGUGGAAAAGAGUUUACUAUUCUCCUCAAUAAUAAUAAUGUAGUGUCGGCCUUUAAAUUUGCUGAAGAAAUCAGAGCUUCUGUUGAAACUCACUUAUUUUUUUUUCACGGAAAAAAAUUGCCUACUUCGCUUAGCGUUGGUGUUUCCAGAAUGAACUCAUCGGUAGAAACAUAUACUGAAUCAUGCCGAAGAAGCUUGUAG
Messenger RNA from Dentiscutata heterogama, 359 nucleotides. The record is from the annotation of a GenBank genome assembly. NCBI's taxonomy places the organism in Eukaryota, Fungi, Glomeromycota, Glomeromycetes, Diversisporales, Gigasporaceae.